Molecule: messenger RNA, 675 nt
Organism: Prunus mume (Japanese apricot)
Lineage: Eukaryota; Viridiplantae; Streptophyta; Magnoliopsida; Rosales; Rosaceae
Source: RefSeq, a predicted model, not a curated record
AUGGAACCCCAUUCUUUUGCAGAGGCAGUACUUGAUCCUCAUUGGAAAGAAGCCAUGGAUUCGGAACUACAGGCUUUAGAGUCCAACCACACUUGGACCAUCACCACUCUUCCUCCUGGCAAAGAACCCAUUGGUUGCAAAUGGGUCUAUAAAAUCAAGCAUCACUCCGACGGAUCCAUCGAGCGUUAUAAGGCUCGUUUGGUGGCUAAAGGGUACACCCAGACAGAGGGCAUUGACUAUCACGACACUUUCUCUCCUACAGCAAAAAUGGUCACUGUUCGGUGCAUUCUUGCUCUUGCCGCUGCCCAAAAUUGGUCACUUCACCAACUUGACGUGCACAAUGCUUUUCUUCAUGGGAUCUCCAUGAGGAAAUCUAUAUGUCUCUACCUCCUGGCAUCUCGACAGUGGUUUGCAAAGUUUUCAGAAGCCAUACAAGUUGCAGGCUACACCCAAUCCAAAGCUGAUUAUUCACUCUUCACUUGCAAAAAUGGGAAGUCUUUUACAGCUCUCUUAAUUUAUGUCGAUGACAUUCUGAUUACAGGAAAUAAUGUAGCUGCGAUUAAUUCUCUCAAACAGUUUUUGCACACUCGAUUCCGAAUCAAAGACCUUGGUGAUUUGAAGUAUUUUUUAGGGAUUGAAGUGUCCCGUUCCAAUCAAGGUAUAUGCAUCUCCUAG